UUGGAGCAGUAUUUGCGAAGUCGUACGGAUUCUGGGCGUACGCUGACGAAUUUCCCGGCACGGGUGCCGAAUCUAUUACCAGUAUCAUUGGCACGGGUGCGUAGCGAGGAACUGUGCAGCACAAGGAGCGAGCCCGACCUUCGACCGAUGGCUCUGGACGAUUAUUCUUGCAGGUGGUUUGUAGCGCUGUUUGAUUAUUCGCACCACAUGAGUCCAAAUGCCAACGCUCAGCAGGAAGAGCUUUCCUUUCGGAAGCACCAGCUGAUUAAGGUUCGUCGCCCUCACUUUUUUCACGACAAACGCUGA
Molecule: messenger RNA, 306 nt
Organism: Gongylonema pulchrum
Lineage: Eukaryota; Metazoa; Nematoda; Chromadorea; Rhabditida; Gongylonematidae
Source: the annotation of a GenBank genome assembly